Messenger RNA from Manihot esculenta (cassava), 920 nucleotides. RefSeq names its product cytochrome c oxidase subunit 6b-1. The record is from RefSeq and is a predicted model, not a curated record. NCBI's taxonomy places the organism in Eukaryota, Viridiplantae, Streptophyta, Magnoliopsida, Malpighiales, Euphorbiaceae. Bases 147 to 698 code for a protein of 183 amino acids. Gene Ontology annotation, cellular component: respiratory chain complex IV; mitochondrion. The transcript is spliced from 5 exons.
UUGUAGAGUGAGAGAGUAAAUUUUCUUUGUCUUGACCUACGCUCGAAAGCACUCCUCGCCAUCUUUUAUUACGUUGGACCGGAAGGCCGCCCUACUCCUUCUCGAACCACUCGCUGUCAGCUAGCACAUCCUUUUCUUUUCAAGCAAUGGCGGAAGCUGCAACAACCGGAACUCUUUCGCUAUCUGAGCAAUAUUUAUUGGAGAGAGAGAAGGGUGAUGUAGGUUCAAAACUUGUGGAAGUAAAAGAAGUAGUGAAACCUGAAACUGCUAUUUCGGAAGAGAAAGCAGAGGAAGUGCUAAUAGCAGCUGCUGCUGAAGAGAAAGUGGAAGAUACUGCUGCUGCUGAAGAAAGCAGUGAAACUAAUCCCGCUGCUGAAAACAAAAGUGAAGAUGCUCCUGCGGUUGAGACAGAAAGUAGCGAAACUACUGAGGAGAACUCAGAUGAACAGGGAGCUGCUGAUGAGAAACCAGAAAUAAAGCUGGAGACAGCACCAGCUGAUUUUCGUUUCCCAACUACAAAUCAGACAAGGCACUGUUUUACCAGAUACAUUGAGUACCACCGGUGCGUAGCUGCCAAGGGGGAAGGGGCUUCAGAAUGCGAAAAAUAUGGAAAAUAUUAUCGUUCUCUUUGCCCCACUGAAUGGAUAGAGAGAUGGAAUGAGCAAAGGGAGAAUGGAACAUUUCCGGGCCCUCUGUAGAUGGUUCUUCUUUGAAGACCCUUGUGCUGUUUAUUUUCUUCUGUAUCCAUGUUUCCACCGCCAGAAGAAUUUCUUUGAUGAGAAGUACAUUCUUAGGGAAUGCCCUAUUUGAUCAGUGAAUUAAUAAGAAAUUUUGGCUUGUUCAAUAGAGCUACAGUUCAAGUCUGACUACAGCAAAUGUUGUUACACAUCUUCUUUUAAGAUGAAGCUAUCUUUCCCUCA